UCUCAGUUGGUGAAAGGGAGUGAAAAGCUGUUGUUAUAUGAUACAGUACAGAGUGAGCUGGAGGAGAAGAUCAGAAGGCUUGAAGAGGACCGGCACAGCAUUGAUAUUACCUCAGAGCUGUGGAACGAUGAGCUUCAGUCAAGAAAAAAGAGGAAGGAUCCUUUCAGUCCUGACAAAAAGAAGCCAGUUGUUGUGUCAGGUCCGUAUAUAGUUUAUAUGUUACAAGAUCUUGAUAUUCUUGAAGACUGGACAACAAUAAGGAAGGCAAUGGCUACACUUGGUCCACAUAGAGUGAAAACAGAACCACCCGUGAAACUGGAAAAACACCUGCACAGUGCUAGAUCUGAAGAGGGAAGGUUAUACUAUGACGGUGAAUGGUAUAUACGUGGACAGACGAUAUGUAUUGACAAAAAAGAUGAAUGUCCUACAAGUGCUGUAAUUACAACAAUUAACCAUGAUGAAGUUUGGUUUAAGAGGCCUGAUGGAAGCAAAUCUAAGCUUUACAUUUCACAGCUACAGAAAGGAAAAUACUCAAUUAAACAUUCGUAAUCAUGAUUUAAGUGUUAUCUAAAUCUACCUUAUUAGUGUUACCAAGUAUGAUGUGCCAUGGGAAUAAAAAAAUGUAUUCAUUAACUUAAUAUUCUCAUUAAAUCAUGAGAGACUGUGUAUUUAUAGGUAGUAUUCUAAGUAAACCUCAUGUUGAUAUGUUAUUAAAAGAGACAGUAAUAAAAGUUUAGUCAUGAUCAUUACAUUUAUUUGCCUUUUUGAUCCAAUGACCAAUAGGUGUAUAUGGUAGGGGUUUCUUACUAAAUUUUUUUCUUUGGUUUUUAUGUAAAUCUGUCUUACCUUUAGUGAACUGUGUUAGCAAUGGCUACAUUUAUCUGCAGUUUUCUUGAUUUUCAAGAUCUUUUCUCUGAUCAUGUAUUUGUAAAUAAGCCUGAUAAGAUGUUUCCUAUAAAUGGUUUGUAAUAGCACAUUCGUGUUAAAUCAGAAAUGAAAUUUAAACGUAUAUACGUGCAUAUGUAUAGAUGGCUUCAUCAGCUUAUUUAGAACUGAUGGCCUUACUUUACAAUCUUAUUUUACCCAAAAUUAAGCUAUUGGGCUUGAAAGCUAAAAGGAGCACUUUUAUAGACUAGCAGCUUUCCUUCUCCUCUUCCUUGAUUGUAUGGUUGUGACCUAUUUUUACAGAUCAUACUGUAUGUUGAUUAGCAAGAUUAGUGUCAAGUAAUAACAUGCUUCUUCCUGUGUUUCUUGUGAAUCUUUGGAGGGCAGGUAUUGAUGCCUGAUAUUUAUGAUACAGUAUGUAAGUGGGUGGACAGUAACUGACAGUAUUGUGGUACUUGCUAUACAUGUCUGAUCUUUUGAAACAGAUUUUUUAGUAAGCAUUUUCCAGAGGUAAAACUAGGUUCAUAUCCUAAUUUUAUUUCUAGGGCAAAAUAGACAGGGAUGAUCUCCUUGAAUCUAUUCCCAAAUUAAUACUUUUAUCUUCGGUGUUUCUACACUUUAAGGCCACUUCGUGCAAUUUAGAAAGUAUUGGCCUCUCUUCCCCUAGUCACAUUCAGAAUUAACUUUUAAAACCUCGGGAACAGUACAGAGAUUGAAGCCCUCAAUAUGGCAGCACAAUUGGCUGUAGUAUGUAUUAGGGUACAACCAAAUCAGGUAUUCCUGGCGGUCUUAUGCACUUUAAUUUCUGUUAUAUUGAGACUUAAGAGGAUGAAGAAGAGAUCUACUUGUUAACACUUAGGGCAGGAAUAUCUGCAUUUUUCCGUUUGUUUUCUCACUGUUUUACCUCUGCAGACAUCUUCCUGUGCAGAUCACUACUUCAAAAUUGCCAAAUGUUAAUUAAAAUAUUUGACUUCUGAAAUUCCUUGUCAGCAAAAUUAUGAAUGUUGUUCUGUUUCUAAUUAACCUUAGCAAAUGUACAUAAUGUCAUAAUCUGAUAGUAUUUGACAGUACUUAUGUAUACAAUGUUUCAUAAGCAUUUUUAAUAAGAUUUGUAUUUUUAAAUUUAGUAUAUAAUAAAAAGAUGUGUUUGAGUGUCA
Molecule: messenger RNA, 2042 nt
Organism: Odocoileus virginianus texanus
Lineage: Eukaryota; Metazoa; Chordata; Mammalia; Artiodactyla; Cervidae
Source: RefSeq, a predicted model, not a curated record